Messenger RNA from Danio aesculapii, 14892 nucleotides. It is a transcript of the gene lrp1aa, whose product is annotated as low density lipoprotein receptor-related protein 1Aa. Gene Ontology annotation, molecular function: calcium ion binding; protein binding. Bases 313 to 14001 code for a protein of 4562 amino acids. The transcript has 90 exons. The record is from RefSeq and is a predicted model, not a curated record. Lineage: Eukaryota; Metazoa; Chordata; Actinopteri; Cypriniformes; Danionidae.
GCAGCAACAGAGAGAAUCGGGUUUGCAUUCAUAGGUGUGAUCAGCUCGGAGCGGAGCUGGAGCUGGCUGUCAUCCGCAACAAAGCAUCGGUCUGAGCGCCUUUUUGAUGCCGAGGAUCAGACCUGCAUCAUCCAUAGAUCGAGCCAUGCAUUCAAGGAAUAGGUGAAUCGUGCGUGCCAGGAGAAACCUUUUGCGCCAGAGUGCGCAUUUGGAGAGGCGCAUCAGACUGCAGCUUCACAGGAUCAUCGGACCUUGCUUUAUUGUUUCUGGCCUUUUUAUACACAUAUUUUAGUGUGUGUGUCCUGUUGAAAUAUGAUGUUGCGCUCCACGGCUUGCAGGCUGCUUGUCGGAUUGUUCUUCCUGGGGUUUUUGUACAGUUUGGAGGUGGUUCUUCCUGCAAGGGCAAUAGAUGCUCCAAAAACGUGCAGCCCGAAGCAGUUUGUCUGCAGGGAUCAGGUGACGUGUAUCUCCAAAGGCUGGCGCUGUGACGGGGAGAAAGACUGUCCGGACGGCUCAGACGAGGCUCCAGACGUCUGUCCUCAUAACCGUGUGUCCCGCUGUCCUCCUAAUGAACAUCAGUGUCUGGGUUCAGACGUGUGUGUUCACAUGAGCAAACUGUGUAAUGGUGUCCCGGACUGCACCGAUGGAGGAGACGAGGGCCCACACUGUAGAGAACUGGCGCACAACUGUACUCUCUCCGGCUGUCAGGAUGAGUGUGGCGUGACGCGCGGCGGCCCCGUCUGCUUCUGCAAGAGCGGAUACGAGAUCAGCCAAGAUGGAAAGACCUGCAAAGAUUUUGACGAAUGUACGGUGUACGGCACCUGCAGUCAGACGUGCACCAACACAGACGGCUCCUACAGCUGCUCCUGUGUGGAAGGUUAUCUCGUCCAGCCAGACAACAGAUCCUGCAAGGCCAAGAACGUGCCUGUGGAUCGUCUGCCCGUCUUACUGAUCGCCAACUCCCAGAACAUCCAGAUCACGUCUCUGAGCGGCUCCAGCAGCCCUUCACUGCACAUCACCACAAAGCAGACCACGGCCAUGGACUUCCUGUACACGCAGGAAACCGUCUGCUGGAUCAACGUGGGCGACUCUCCGGCGGGAACGCAUCUGAAGUGCGCCAAGAUCGCAGGACUCAAGAGCUUCAGCGAGGAGAGGACCAUCAACAUCUCGCUCAGCCUGCACCAUGUGGAGCAGAUGGCGAUCGACUGGCUUACUGGAAACUUCUACUUUGUUGACGACGUGGAUGAUCGAAUCUUCGUAUGUGAUAAAGAUGGAGCUACAUGUGUGACACUGUUGGACCAAGAGCUCUACAACCCCAAAGGCAUCGCUCUGGACCCGACCAUGGGAAAGGUUUUCUUCACUGACUACGGGCAGAUCCCGAAGGUGGAACGCUGUGACAUGGAUGGACAGAACCGGACAAAGUUGGUGGACAGUAAAAUAGUUUUCCCACAUGGAAUCACCCUUGAUUUGGUCAACAGGCUGGUCUAUUGGGCUGAUGCUUAUCUGGACUACAUCGAGGUUGUGGACUAUGAGGGCAAAAACAGACACACCAUCAUUCAAGGACUGUUGAUUGAGCAUCUAUAUGGACUCACAGUGUUUGAGAACUACCUAUACGCCACAAACUCAGACAAUGCCAACAUGCAGCCGAAGACCAGUGUGAUCCGCGUCAACCGAUUCAACAGCUCGGAUUAUCAGGUGGUCACUCGAGUGGAUAAAGGUGGAGCUCUGCAUGUUUACCACCAGAGACGGCAGCCCCCAGUGCGCAGUCACGCGUGUGAGCCGGAUCAGUUCGGGAAAGCUGGAGGUUGUUCAGACAUCUGUCUUUUGGGAAACAGCCACAAGAGCCGCACGUGUCGCUGUCGCUCCGGCUUCAGCCUCGGCAACGACGGCAAAUCCUGCAAAAAGCCUGAGCAUGAGUUAUUCCUGGUGUAUGGGAAGGGGCGUCCGGGUGUCAUCCGCGGGAUGGACAUCAACCCUAAAGUCCAGGAUGAAUACAUGAUCCCCAUUGAGAACCUGAUGAACCCUCGAGCGCUGGACUUCCACGCUCAGAGUAACUUCAUCUACUUCGCCGACGCCACCAGUUACCUGAUCGGCCGCCAGAAGAUCGACGGCACAGAGAGGGACAUCAUCCUGAAAGAAGGUAUUCACACUGUUGAAGGAAUCGCUGUGGAUUGGAUGGCCAACAAUCUCUACUGGACGGAUGACGGUCCAAAGAAGACCAUCAGUGUGGCUCGGCUGGAGAAAGCGUCUCAGACCAGAAAGACUCUGAUUGAGGGCAAGAUGACCCAUCCUCGAGCUAUAGUGGUGGACCCCCGGCAUGGCUGGAUGUAUUGGACUGACUGGGAAGAGGACCCGAAGGAGAGCAAGCGAGGGAAGAUUGAGCGGGCCUGGAUGGACGGAACCAACCGGAACGUUCUUCUGACCUCAAAAACGGUGCUGUGGCCCAAUGGUCUGAGUCUGGACAUCCCUCAGGGCAUCCUGUACUGGGUGGACGCAUAUUAUGACCGCAUCGAGAUGGUUUAUCUCAACACCACUGGACGCAAGACGGUUUAUGACGGACAGGAACUAAACCAUGCUUUUGGCCUGUGCCAUUAUAAGCACUUCCUGUUCUGGAAUGAGUAUCGCAGCGGCAGCAUCUAUAAACUGGACCAGAACACCAAAACGGUCACUUUGCUACGCAACGAACGUCCACCAAUCUUCGAGAUCCGCAUGUAUGACGCCCAGCAGCAGCUAGGAAGUAACGCAUGUCGAUCCAAUAACGGCGGCUGCAGUAGUCUGUGUUUGGCCACGCCCACUGGCAGGUCAUGUGCCUGUGCUGAGGACCAAUUACUGGACCCCGCUGACAACACCAGCUGUAAAGCGAAUCCGUCAUACAUCCCCCCUCCGCAGUGUCAGCCAGGAGAGUUCGCCUGUAAGAACAACCGCUGCAUUCAGGAGCGCUGGAAGUGUGACGGAGACAACGACUGUCUGGACAACAGCGACGAGACCGCUGAGCUCUGCCAUCAGCACACCUGCCCUGCAGACAGAUUCAAGUGUCAGAAUAAUCGCUGCAUCCCGAUGCGCUGGCUGUGUGACGGAGACAACGACUGCGGCAAUGAUGAAGACGAGUCCAACACCACAUGCUCGGCUCGGACGUGUCCUCCGAAUCAGUACUCAUGUGCCAGCGGCCGUUGUAUCCCCAUCUCCUGGACCUGUGACCUGGACGACGACUGCGGUGAUCGCUCCGACGAACCACCGUCCUGCGCGUACCCGACCUGUUUCCCGCUCACUCAGUUCACCUGCGACAACGGCCGCUGCAUCAACAUCAACUGGCGCUGCGAUAACGACAAUGACUGUGGUGAUAACAGUGAUGAAGCCGGCUGCAGUCACUCGUGCUCCAGCGCUCAGUUUAAGUGUAACAGCGGUCGAUGUAUUCCCGAUUACUGGACCUGCGAUGGAGACAACGACUGCGGAGACUACAGCGACGAGACCCACGCCAACUGCACUAACCAGGCAACCCGUCCACCUGGUGGCUGUCACACAGAUGAGUUCCAGUGUCGCAUGGACGGCUUGUGUAUUCCCCUGCGCUGGCGGUGUGAUGGAGACACCGACUGCAUGGAUCUGAGCGAUGAAAAGAACUGCGAGGGUGUAACACACAUGUGUGACCCAGCAGUGAAGUUUGGCUGCAAGGACUCUGCGCGGUGUAUCAGCAAGGCUUGGGUGUGUGACGGUGACAGUGACUGUGAAGAUAACUCCGAUGAGGAUAACUGCGAGGCGCUGGUGUGUAAGCUCUCCCAUCACGUGUGUGCCAAUGACUCCAACAUUUGUCUGCCCGCUGAGAAACUCUGCGACGGCAAAGACGACUGUCCUGACGGCUCCGAUGAGAAACUCUGUGAUCUCUGUUCUCUGGACAAUGGCGGCUGCAGUCAUAACUGUACGGUGGCUCCGGGCGAGGGCAUUCUGUGCUCGUGCCCGCUGGGAAUGGAGCUGGGCACCAACAACAAGACGUGCCAGAUCCAGGGCUUCUGCGCCAAACACCUGAAGUGCAGCCAGCGCUGUGAACAGGACAAGUUCAAUGUCAAGUGCUCCUGCUAUGAAGGAUGGGCCCUCGAACCUGACAUGGAGAGCUGCAGGAGCACUGAUCCCUUUAAACCGUUCAUCAUCUUCUCCAACCGGCACGAGAUCAGACGGAUCGAUCUUCAUAAAGGAGAGUUCAGUGUGUUGGUUCCCGGCCUGAGAAACACCAUCGCUCUGGAUUUCCACCUCAACGAGAGCUCUCUCUACUGGACGGACGUCGUGGAGGACAAAAUAUACAGAGGGAAGCUGUCAGAGAAUGGUGCUCUGACCAGUUUUGACGUGGUGAUCCAGUAUGGGUUAGCGACUCCCGAGGGUCUGGCUGUGGACUGGAUUGCCGGAAACAUCUACUGGGUGGAGAGUAAUCUGGAUCAGAUUGAAGUGGCCAAACUGGACGGGACGAUGCGCACUACACUACUAGCUGGAGACGUGGAGCAUCCGAGAGCCAUUGCACUUGAUCCCAGAGAAGGGAUUCUGUUCUGGACCGACUGGGACGCCAGCAUGCCCAGGAUUGAAGCCGCAUCUAUGAGCGGGCACGGCAGACGCACCAUACAUAAGGAGACCGGCAGCGGCGGCUGGCCAAACGGACUGACCGUGGACUACCUGGAGCGCCGCAUACUGUGGAUAGACGCCAGAUCUGACGCCAUUUAUUCAGCCAAGUAUGACGGGUCAGGUCUGAUCGAGGUGCUCAGAGGACACGAGUAUCUCUCGCACCCGUUCGCUGUGACGAUGUACGGCGGGGAGGUGUACUGGACCGACUGGCGCACAAACACACUCGCCAAGGCCAACAAGUGGACGGGAAACAACGUCACGGUGGUCCAGAGAACAAACACACAGCCCUUCGACCUGCAGGUCUACCAUCCGUCCAGACAACCACAAGCGCCGAACCCGUGUGCUGCUCGAGGAGGUCUGGGUCCAUGUUCUCAUCUGUGUCUGAUCAACUAUAACCAGACGUUCUCCUGCGCCUGUCCACAUCUCAUGAGGCUCAGAGAAGACAACCACACAUGCUACGAGUCUCGACAGUUUCUGCUGUACGCGCGUCAGAUUGAGAUCCGAGGAGUGGACAUCCAUAACCCCUACUAUAACUACAUCAUCUCCUUCACCGUGCCGGACAUCGAUAACGUGACGGUGGUGGAUUAUGACGCUCUGGAGAAGCGAAUCUACUGGUCAGACGUGCGGACGCAGACCAUCAAGAGAGCCUUCAUUAAUGGCACAGGCAUCGAGACUGUGGUGUCUGCAGAUAUUCCCAACGCACACGGUCUGGCGGUGGACUGGGUUUCUCGAAAUCUCUUCUGGACCAGCUAUGAUGGCAAUAAGAAGCAGAUUAACGUGGCCCGACUGGACGGAUCCUUUAAGAACGCUGUGAUUCAGGGUCUGGACAAACCACACUGCCUAGUGCUGCAUCCUAUACUAGGAAAGCUGUACUGGACUGAUGGCGACAACAUCAGCAUGGCAAACACUGACGGCACAAACCAAACCAUGAUCUUCACCAACCAGAAAACACCAGUGGGUCUAUCCAUUGACUUUGACGCUGAGCAUCUGUACUGGGUCAGCUCUGGGAACAGCACCAUCAACCGCUGUAAGCUGGACGGCUCCGGGCUGGAGGUUUUAGACUCUGUGAAGGGCAAACUGAACAAAGCCUCCGCGCUGGCCAUCAUGGGUGAUAAGCUGUGGUGGGCGGAUCAGGGCACGGAUCAGAUCGGCACCUGUGAUAAGAGUGACGGAGGAAGCUGGAAGGUGUUGAGGAACAGCACAUCUGGCAUGAUUCACAUGAAGAUCUACAAUGAGACCGUGCAGACAGGUUCAAACUUGUGCAGUAAAAAUAAUGGCGACUGCUCUCAGCUGUGUCUGCCCACAUCUCCAUCCUCUCGCUCCUGCAUGUGUACAGCGGGAUACAGCCUGCGGAGCGGACAGCAGUCCUGUGAAGGUGUGGGCUCCUUCCUGUUGUACUCGGUUCAUGAGGGCAUUCGAGGAAUCCCGCUGGAUCCUGCUGAUAAGUCUGAUGCUCUUGUACCUGUGUCAGGAACCUCACUCGCCGUCGGGAUUGAUUUCCAUGCAGAUAAUGACACUAUCUACUGGGUGGACAUGGGUUUGAGCACCAUCAGCAGAGCAAAACGAGAUCAAACGUGGAGAGAAGACAUCAUCACUAAUGGCAUCGGUCGCGUGGAGGGCAUCGCUGUGGACUGGAUCGCCGGGAACAUCUACUGGACGGAUCAGGGCUUUGAUGUGAUCGAGGUGGCUCGACUCAACGGCUCCUUCAGAUAUGUGGUCAUUUCUCAAGGUCUGGACAAACCACGCGCCAUCACUGUCCAUCCUGAGAGAGGGUAUCUGUUCUGGACUGAGUGGGGUCAGUAUCCCCGUAUUGAGCGCUCUCGUCUGGAUGGAUCCGGCAGAGCAGUGCUGGUCAAUGUCAGCAUCAGCUGGCCCAACGGCAUCUCUGUUGACUACCAGGAUGGUUUGCUGUACUGGUGUGACGCUCGCACAGAUAAGAUCGAGCGCAUUAAUCUGGAGACGGGCGAGAACAGAGAGGUGGUGCUGUCCAGCAACAACAUGGACAUGUUCUCUGUGUCUGUGUUUGAGAACUACAUUUACUGGAGCGACCGGACUCAUGCGAAUGGCUCAAUCAAGCGUGGCAGUAAAGACAACUCCACAGAUUCAGUGAGUCUGAGGACGGGCAUCGGCGUCCAGCUCAAAGACAUCAAGGUGUUCAACAGAGCAAGACAGCAAGGCACUAAUAUCUGCAAGAUUAAUAACGGAGGCUGUCAGCAGCUGUGUCUGUACCGCGGGAACGCUCAGCGGACGUGUGCGUGUGCUCAUGGGAUGCUGGCAGAGGACGGCCAGAGCUGCAGAGAUUACGACGGAUACCUGCUGUACUCGGAGCGCACCAUCCUCAAGAGUGUGCACUUAUCAGACGAAAACAACCUCAACGCCCCCAUCAAACCCUUUGAAGACCCCGAGCACAUGAAGAACGUGAUCGCGCUCACUUUCGACUACCGCGGAGGAGGAGGCAAAGGAGCAAACCGCAUCUUUUACAGCGACAUUCACUUCGGAAACAUCCAGCAGAUCAAUGAUGAUGGCUCCGAUCGCAAGACUGUAGUAGAGAAUGUGGGCUCAGUGGAGGGUCUGGCGUACCACAGAGCCUGGGACACUUUAUACUGGACCAGUUACACCACCUCCACCAUCAGCAGACACACCGUGGACCAGAGCCGCUGGGGCGCCUUCGACCGGGACACUGUGGUCACCAUGUCUGGAGACGACCAUCCACGAGCAUUCGUCCUGGAUGAGUGUCAGAACCUGAUGUUCUGGACUAACUGGAAUGAACAGUCUCCCAGUAUCAUGCGCGCUCAGCUUUCUGGCUCCAAUGUGAUUGUAAUCAUCGGCAGUGAUAUCCGCACUCCCAACGGCCUCGCCAUCGACCACCGCGCAGAGAAACUGUAUUUCUCAGACGCUACGUUGGAUAAGAUCGAGCGAUGCGAGUACGACGGCACACACCGAUACGUGGUCCUAAAGAACGAGCCGGUGCACCCCUUCGGUUUGGCCGUGUACGGAGACCACAUCUUCUGGACAGACUGGGUGCGCAGAGCCGUCCUGCGAGCAGAUAAAUAUGUAGGAGGAGAAAUGAAGGUGUUGAGAGCUGAUAUUCCUCAGCAGCCCAUGGGGAUCGUGGCUGUGGCCAAUGACACGAACAGCUGCGAGUUUUCUCCAUGCCGGGUGAAUAACGGAGGCUGUCAGGAUCUGUGUCUGCUCACAUCAGACGGCCGGGUGAACUGUAGCUGUCGUGGAGAGAGGAAACUGCUGGAGGACAACACAUGCAUCGCUCAGAACACGUCCUGCAGCAGUAUGGAGGAUUUCGAGUGUGGGAACGGAGACUGUAUCAAAUACACGCUCACCUGUGACGGCAUGGCCCACUGCAAAGACAAGUCUGAUGAGAAACAGUCCUACUGCACUAAUCGUGUGUGUAAGAAGGGCUACAAGCGCUGUGUGAACGGCCGCUGUGUUGGUCAUAACACCUGGUGUAACGGGCGAGACGACUGCGGCGAUAACUCUGAUGAACUCUUCUGUAACGCGACGCUGUGUACGGCGGAUCAGUUUCAGUGUAGAGAUGGUGUGUGCGUGUCGAACUCCAGCCGCUGUAAUCAAGUGUUGGACUGUGACGACGCCAGCGAUGAAAUGAACUGCUCGGCGUCUGAUUGCUCCAGUUAUUUCCGUCUGGGUGUGAAAGGCGUCACGUAUCAGCGCUGUGAGUUCACGUCGCUCUGUUACGCUCCAUCAUGGGUGUGUGACGGAGCCAACGACUGCGGAGACUAUUCAGACGAGAGGAACUGCCCAGAUAAGAAAAAGCGAAAGUGUCCAUCAAACUUCUUCGCUUGUCCCAAUGGUCGCUGUAUCCCCAUGAGCUGGACUUGCGACAAGGAGAACGACUGUGAUAAUGGAGACGACGAGGCUCACUGUGAUAAGUUCUGCUCGGCGACGCAGUUCGAGUGUGGGAAUCAUCGCUGUAUUUCCAGCAGCUGGGUGUGUGACGGAGCGGACGACUGCGGAGAUGGCACUGAUGAAGACAGCAGAUGCAAGAAUAAGACGUGCAGUGCGGAUGCGUUCCAGUGUCCAGACUCUCACAAGUGUGUCCCGCAGCGCUGGGUGUGUGACGGAGACAGAGACUGUCCUGAUGGAGCCGACGAGAGUGUGAAGGCCGGCUGCGUGUUCAACAACACGUGUCAUGCGGGAGAGUUCAUGUGUCAGAACAGACAGUGUAUCCCCAAACACUUUGUGUGUGACCAUGAUAAUGACUGCGGAGACGGCUCUGAUGAAUCUCUGGAGUGCGAGUAUCCUGCAUGUAAGGUGAAUGAGUUCCGCUGUGAUAACGGCCGCUGUCUGAUCCAGAAGUCCUGGGAGUGUGACGGAGAGUUUGACUGUCAUGAUCACUCAGACGAAGCUCCUAAAAACCCUCACUGCAGCGGCACUGGAGAAAAGCAGUGUAAUGAGACGGAGUAUGCGUGUGGCAAUGGGAAGUGCAUCAGUGAGUCUCUCCUGUGUAAUCGUGAGGACGACUGUGGCGACGGGACGGACGAACUCAACUGCUUCAUUAAUGAGUGUCUGAACAGCAAGCUGAGCGGCUGCUCUCAGCUCUGCGAAGACCAGAAGAUCGGAUUCAAGUGCAGAUGUCACUCCGGCUUCAGACUGAAGGAUGAUGGGAAGACGUGUGUGGAUGUGGACGAGUGCUCCACCACGUACCCCUGCACGCAGCACUGCAUUAACACACACGGCAGCUUCAGAUGUGUGUGUGUGGACGGAUUCCAGCUCAGCCCGUCCGACCCCACCAUCUGCAAAUCCACCUCUGACGAGGAGCCGUUCCUCAUCUUCGCCAACCGUUAUUACCUGAGAAAGCUCAACCUGGACGGCUCAAACUACACUCUUCUGAAGCAGGGUCUGAAUAACGCCGUAGCGCUGGACUUCGAUUACAGACAGCAGAUGAUCUACUGGACGGAUGUGACCACGCAGGGCAGCAUGAUCAGACGCAUGAACAUCAACGGCAGCAACGUCCAGGUUCUGCAUCGCACGUCUCUCAGUAACCCAGACGGUCUGGCUGUGGAUUGGGUCGGGGGAAACCUCUACUGGUGUGAUAAAGGACGGGACACUAUAGAGGUGUCCAAGCUAAACGGAGCGUACAGGACUGUGCUGGUCAAUUCAGGACUGAGGGAACCACGAGCUGUCGCUGUGGACGUACGCAAUGGAUAUCUGUACUGGUCAGACUGGGGUGAUAUUCCUCACAUCGGGCGCAUUGGGAUGGACGGCACCAACAGAAGUGUGAUCGUUCAGGACAAGAUAACCUGGCCCAAUGGCCUGACUCUGGACUUUAUCAAUGACCGCAUAUACUGGGCUGAUGCCAGAGAAGAUUACAUCGAGUUCGCCAGCUUAGAUGGAACCAACAGACACACAGUGUUGAGUCAGGACAUCCCGCACAUCUUCGCCAUGACUCUAUUCGAGGAGUUCAUCUACUGGACGGACUGGGAGACCAAGUCCAUCAACAGAGCUCAUAAAACACAGGGAACCAACAAGAGCAUGUUGAUCAGCACGCUACACAGACCCAUGGACAUCCACAUCUUCCACCCCUACAGACAGCCUGAAGUGCCGAAUCACCCAUGUCAGACAGAUAACGGCGGCUGCAGUAACCUGUGUCUGCUGUCUCCGGGUGGAGGCUAUAAAUGUGCCUGUCCCACAAACUUCUACCUGGCUGCGGAUGGGAAACAGUGCAUGUCCAACUGCACCGCCAGCCAGUUUGUCUGUAAGAAUGAUAAGUGUAUCCCGUUCUGGUGGAAGUGUGACACUGAGGACGACUGUGGAGACCGCUCUGAUGAACCCGCUGACUGCCCGGACUUCAAGUGCAGACCGGGCCAGUUCCAGUGUGGGACGGGCAUCUGUACAAACCCUGCAUACAUCUGUGAUGGAGACAAUGACUGCCAGGACAACUCUGAUGAGGCCAACUGCGAUAUCCACGUGUGUUUGCCCAGUCAGUUUAAGUGCACCAACCCCAGCCGCUGCAUUCCAGGAAUCUUCCGCUGUAACGGUCAGGAUAACUGUGGAGAAGGAGAGGACGAGAAGGACUGCCCGGAGGUGACGUGUGCACCAAACCAGUUCCAGUGUACAGUAACCAAGCGCUGCAUCCCUCGAGUGUGGGUUUGUGACCGAGACAACGACUGCGUGGAUGGAUCUGAUGAACCCGCCAACUGCACUCAGAUGACGUGUGGUGUGGAUGAGUUUCGCUGUAAGGACUCAGGUCGCUGUAUUCCUGCGCGCUGGAAGUGUGACGGAGAAGACGACUGCGGAGACUCUUCAGACGAGCCCAAAGAGGAGUGCGAUGAGCGGACGUGUGAGCCGUAUCAGUUCCGCUGUAAAAACAACCGCUGUGUUCCCGGACGCUGGCAGUGUGACUACGACAAUGACUGUGGAGACAAUUCAGAUGAAGACAAGUGUGUGCCCCGGCAGUGCUCUGAGAGUGAGUUUUCCUGCACUAGCGGUCGCUGUAUUGCCGGCAGAUGGAAGUGUGAUGGAGAUCAUGAUUGCGCCGAUGGAUCUGAUGAGCACGGCUGUGAUGUGAAGUGUGAUAAUGACCAGUUUCUGUGUAAUAACGGUCACUGUAUCCCGUUCCGCUGGCGCUGCGAUGCUGACGCCGACUGUAUGGACGGCAGUGAUGAGGAAAACUGCAACACUGGAGUGGGUCAGUUCUGCCCUCUGGAUGAGUUUCAGUGUAAUAACACUCUCUGUAAGCCGCUGGGCUGGAAGUGUGACGGCGAAGACGACUGCGGAGACAAUUCAGACGAAAACCCAGACGUCUGCAAGCGCUUUCAGUGUCCUCCGUCCAGACAGUUCAGAUGUCAUAAUGAUCGUGUGUGUUUGCCGCUAUCUAAACAUUGUGACGGUGUCAAUAACUGCGGAGACAACAGCGAUGAGCAGAACUGCCAAUCUCCAGCUCCUGCCGUCUGUGGAAAGAGUGAGUUCACCUGCAGCUCGGGAAAAUGUAUCAGCUUAAACCUGCGCUGUAACUUCUUCAAUGACUGCGAAGAUUAUGGCUCGGACGAGAUCAACUGCAACAAGAAAGAUUCGGGUCUGAAUGAAUGCAGAUUGAAUCGCAGUAUGUGUGGAGAUGAAGGUCACUGUGUGGUGAACGGAAGUGACUCGUUCUGCUCCUGCAGACCCGGAUUCCAGAAAACACACCCGCAAACCUGCUCAGAUGUGAACGAGUGCAGGGAGUUCGGGAUCUGCUCUCACAUCUGCAACAACACUAAAGGAGGACACAAGUGCAGCUGCCACAAGAACUUCAUCAGAGUCAACGACACCUGCAAAGCUGACAGCAGUGAUAAACAGGCUCUGUAUGUGGCGGAUGACAAUGAAAUCCGCAGUUUGUAUCCUGGAAUGCAGAACUGGAUUUAUGAGCAGGCUUUUCAAGGAGACGCCAACGUUCGCAUCGAUGCCAUGGACCUGCACAUUAAAUCCAAGCGCAUCUUCUGGACCAACUGGCACACGGGCCGGAUCUCUUCAUUCGAGCAGCCGUCAGCCGGACCCACAUCACCAAACUCCAACCGCAACCGCAGACAAACCGACCCCAGAGUCACGGAUCUGGAGAUCCCAGGUCUGAAGAUGCCGCGUGGCAUUGCUGUGGACUGGGUGGCCAAUAACAUCUACUGGACAGACUCGGGUCGAGAUGUGAUCGAGGUGGCGCAGAUGAACGGACGAAACCGAAAAACACUGAUCUCAGGAAUGAUCGACGAGCCGUACGCCAUCGUGGUGGAUCCGCAGAGAGGCACCAUGUAUUGGGCCGACUGGGGAAACCAUCCGAAGAUCGAGACGGCGGCGAUGGACGGGACCCUGAGAGAGACGCUGGUCCACGAGAACAUCCAGUGGCCCACAGGUCUAGCGGUGGAUUAUUUCAACGAGCGUCUGUACUGGGCUGAUGCUAAACUCUCAGUGAUCGGGAGCGUCAGACUGAACGGCACGGAUCCGGUCAUCGCCGUCUCCAGCAUUAAAAACAAUCUGCAGCAACCUUUCAGCAUCGACAUCUUUGAGGAUUUCGUAUAUGGAGUGACGUAUCACAACAACUUUGUUUUCCGCGUCAACAAGUUUGGCAAGAGUUCAGUGGAGCAUCUGACUACAGGAAUGAACCACGCCACAGAUCUGGUGCUCUACCACCCUUACAAACAGCCAGAGAUGGCGAACCCAUGUGACAGGAAGAAGUGUGAGUGGUUGUGUUUGCUGAGUCCCAGUGGUCCGGUCUGCACGUGUCCAAACGGCCGAAUUCUGGACAACGGCACCUGUGUGGAGAUUCCUGCCCCGACACUGAGCCCUGUCUCUCCGAGCGGCUCCUGUAAUCUGCUGUGUCUCAACGGUGGAACUUGUGUCCUGAACGCCAGAAAGCUGCCCAAGUGUCGCUGUCAGCCCAACUAUGGAGGAGAGAGAUGUGAGCUGAACCAGUGCAGAGGAUACUGCCAGAAUGGAGGAACCUGCACCGCUUCACCCACAGGAGCUCCGACGUGCCGCUGUCUGGCAGGCUUCACAGGACCCAACUGCAACCAGCGCACAUGUGAAAACUACUGUAAAAGUGGAGGAAACUGCACAGUUAGUCGUGGAAAUCAACCAACAUGCAGCUGCCCUGUCGACUUUCUGGGAGACCAGUGCCAAUACCGCACGUGUGAUGGCUUCUGUGAUAAUGGAGGGACGUGUUUGCAGUCCAGCGAUGGAUCGAGACAAUGCCGCUGUCCUCCACGCUUCAUCGGCAACAACUGUGAGGUGGACAAAUGUCACUACUGCCGUGAUGGCAAGUGUAUUCCUAAAAACAUCUACCAGCCUAAAGGAGACGUCACAUGCAGGUGUACCAGUGACAGAAUCCAGCCCAGCUGUUACACAUGUGAAGGAUACUGUGCUAAUGGCCAAUGCUCACUCGGCUCCACAAGCCUCCCGCAGUGCAAGUGUCCUCUUGGUUGGGAAGGUCAUCGCUGUGAGAAUCCUGCACAGAAUGAAAACGCUGAAUCCAGUGGCCGAACAGCUUCGAUAGUAAUACCAGUGAUUUUACUGAUUCUGCUGGUUCUGCUGAUUGGCGGAGCGGUGUUGUGGUACAGGAAGAGAAUGAGCGAGGGUGAGCUUGGCAAAUCCCGCUCCAACGGCCAGCGAGCUAAAGGCUUCCAGCAUCAGAGGAUGACCAACGGCGCUAUGAAUGUGGAGAUCGGGAACCCGGCCUAUAAAAUAUAUGAAGGAGAGCAGGACGAUGAUGUUGGAGAACUGCUGGACGCAGACUUCACACUGGAUCCCGACAAACCGACCAACUUCACGAAUCCAGUGUAUGCGACGCUGUACAUGGGCGCUCACAACAGCCGAAACUCUCUGGCCAGCACAGACGAGAAGAAAGAGCUGCUUUCAAGAGGAGACGAAGAACCUCUGGUGGACCCGCUGGCUUAAACACACACACACACACACACACACACACACACACACACACGACAUACCGUUUGCCUUUUUAACAAAAAGAAGAAAACAUGAAGAAAAUCAAUUAAGUGUUAACACUGUAUAAAAUGUACAAAAAUGGACUACUUUUGUAUGUGAUUGCAGUAUUAUAUUCUGUUCUUUUACAAUUCCUCUGAUCACAAACAAAACAUCACAAGACAACAAACGACACAUUUUCUACGACAACGACAAAAAUUUGCCUUUCUUUUCUUAUUUUUUAGGGUUUGAUUUUUUUUUGAUUUGUAGGUCACCUCCCUUUUACCUUAAUAGCCACUACCUCUGUGCAAUAUGGAGUCAAAACAAGACAGAAAAAAAGAUGAGAUGGGAACAUAUGACAUUUUUUUAUUUUUGUAUGAGAUGUAUAGAGAAAAAAAUGUUGUUCCGUCAGUUUCGAAGGCAACUUUGACACGGAACCGAUGUUGUUUGCUUCAAAAUAUUUCCACGAUAUCAAGCGGAUGUUAUCGAUUUUACAGUACGUGCCAGUUUUACUACUCCCGUUGUACGUUCAUGAUUAUUUAUAAGGAUAAAGGCUUUUCUCGUGCACAGAUCCGAACCAUUGCAAUAUUACUUACGCUUAUUACCAACUUUUACACGAAGCGAUUUUUUAAGUGAGAAUGUCGGUGUUGUAGAUUUGGACGCACUCGACUGAAGAUGUUUCUCAUGAUCUUUAAAAGUGUUUUGAUCUAAAGGCUUCUGCUUAACUGCUUGAGAUUAGUUUUAUAGACGACAAUAAAAUUGUGCCUAUGUAUGAAUCUCUUUACUGAACUAAACGUUUAGUUUUUUUGUUGAAAUGUACAAAAUAAAGUGGGCGAACCGGUGUGGUGAGAGAGAGAGGAGUUCAGCACA